AAAAAGCAAAACCUCCCGCCUCCACUCCGCCGAACUGCCACCUCCGCCGUGUCUUCCGCCACCAAUUUCAAGAACUUAUUGGAAACACUUAUUCCUUAUAUCAACCUCUUUUAAUCAGUCAAUCAACUAUAGUUCAAUUCCGAACUGGUCGGAAUGGCUGCUGCCAAUGGCUCAAGUGACUUGUCUUCAGAGAUGGAGGUGGAUGCAUUUAGACGUCUUUUUCCUUUGCGCUAUCAUGAACAUCAUCUUCUUAAAUCUGUCCGACCUGAUGCCCGAAAGCUUGGAAGUGCUAGAGAUACAACACUUGCACUUGGUGCUGUUGCAUCUGCCGAUGGAUCCGCACUGGCGAAGAUUGGCUCCACUACGAUGCUGGCUGCCAUCAAAAUGGAAGUCAUGAAACCAACAGUGGAAUGUCCAGAUGAGGGAUCCAUAGCUAUCGAAUUCCACAUGCCUCCUAUUUGUUCUCCCCUGGUUCGGCCUGGUAGGCCUGUGGAAGCAGCAUCUGUAAUUUCAAAGCAGCUGUCAGACACUAUCUUGAGUUCUGGCAUGAUUGACUUAAAAGAGUUGUGCUUGGUUGGAGGAAAAGCUGCUUGGAUGGCCUACCUGGACAUAUACUGUUUGGAUGCUGACGGUGCCCUGUUUGACACUGCAUUACUAUCUGCAGUUGCUGCCUUUUUGCAUUUGAACAUUCCAGUGGUUUCUUUGAAUGAUGAUGGGCAAAUAGUCCUUGUUUCUGAGGACACUGUCCGAUUGAAAUUGGAGAAGCCUGUGAAUACAGAGAAAAGAAAACUCAAAUUGAACGCUCUACCAUUCUCCUUAACAUGCAUACUUCACAAGAACUAUAUCCUCGCAGAUCCUACAGCAGAGGAAGAAUCUAUAAUGGAAACAAUUGUAACCGUGGUAUUGGAUUCGUCUUACCAGCUUGUUUCCCUUAAUAAACCAGGUGGACCAGUUCUUUCCCAUACAUCAGUUAUCCAGGAUUGCAUUGCACUGGCAAGACGCAGAGUGAAGGAGCUUCAGAGUGUCUUGAAUGAAGCUAUUUCUGAUAUGGAGGUAGACUGAAGGAGAUUUCCCUUGCACCCCAUAGCAUUCAACAGGCAGCUAAUUUUGUCUUUAGGAUUACCUGAACUUACUGAAAAAUGCAUAUGGCUGCAAGUUCAAUUUUGGUUAGCCAUUUCUCAGUGGGAAAUGCAUACCAUUUCUAUAACAUGAUAGCUUCUUUUAAAAAAAAAUCAGGUUGGCCUCAAGCGCAUCUUGCUAUUCUGUUGUCGUUUUCUUGUCUAUCUUGUCUAUCUUGUCUUUAUUACACUUCUUUUGAGCUGAGCGCCUAUCAGCAACAACCUCACCCUUUCCAGAUCCCACUUAUGGAAUUAUUUGGGAUGUGUUGUUAUUGUAGGUUAGCCUCAAGUGUGAUGACUAUACUAUUCAUUCCUGCUGAGCACCAUACUGAAUGUUUUUUUUCAAAGUU
This is a messenger RNA of Solanum stenotomum, 1468 nucleotides long. RefSeq lists its product as uncharacterized. Gene Ontology annotation, biological process: U4 snRNA 3'-end processing; nuclear polyadenylation-dependent rRNA catabolic process; nuclear polyadenylation-dependent mRNA catabolic process. The transcript has 10 exons. Gene Ontology annotation, cellular component: nuclear exosome (RNase complex); cytoplasmic exosome (RNase complex). Bases 154 to 1062 code for a protein of 302 amino acids. Lineage: Eukaryota; Viridiplantae; Streptophyta; Magnoliopsida; Solanales; Solanaceae. The record is from RefSeq and is a predicted model, not a curated record.